AACUUUCUUCAAUGUUGCUUUAUGUUGUCAAGGUAGCAUUUAGCAGAUUAUGUACAUCUCAAAUUAAUUAUUGAGUACAUUUCAUGGUACCGAUGAAGCACUCUCAUUGAUGUACACUCAACAUCUUCUUUAAGAGCAGACACAAUAUUUGCGGGUAGUGGUAUGUUGCUGUGCCACUUCGCUUGUGAUGCUUUGCGAGAUGUGAUUGUUACGUGACUCGCUGAAUGCAUUGGCGCUGACAGCCGCGGGAUCGGAAAGUCCAAGAAAAAGGCGACGGAGUAAUAUGGUUAGAAUCUAUUUCUAAAGACGACACAUUUUGGCAAAUGAUUCUCGUUUCGGAUUUUAUGUGUGCCCAAAUACAUUUUUAUGGAACAACCUAAAACCAUCUUUCGUGUAAACGAAAUAGGAACCUUUUAAGACUGAUUAGCACAUACCGAUACCCGAAUUUUUGAAGAAUGUAUCUAAUGUAUUCGUGAUUGGACAUUGUCUACAGCGGUUACAUCGAAGUUAUUGAUAUCUGAACAAGUUCAUAUAUAACUGACUGGCCCUUGAGAUCAUUUGGUGACCGACAAUAAAGGUAACAAUGAGUAGUCAGGUCCUAACAGACAGCGGUGUGAGUUCCGCUGCCAGGUCUAUGACAAUAUGUUGUGGCAGCACGGACGAUGAUGACAGGAUGACCAACGAGACGUAUUUCUCUGAAGAAGGAACAUGUGACUCUUCUGACGAGUAUGACACAGAUCUGGAUCUUCCCCUGAAUGCCAGAUCACCGCCUCCUGAAACACCAGACGAAGAUAAGCUAGACGUGGUGUGUAGAAAGGUGUAUCAGAGUGCUUGCAGUCGCCAGACUCCUGUCAUGACGUACCCACAGCGGAGAAUAGAGGACGGACUGUCCAACAGGACACUGCAUCUCAAGUACCGGACAAUGGGUUGUAAUGCAAUGAGGCCUCUAUCGGUUGCCCUAACGAAUAACCUGCGCGUUGAACGCCUGGACCUCCAAUACGCAGACAUGAAGGCCGAAGGAGUGAAGGACCUGGCCAAUGCGCUCUCAGACAACAUCACUGUGUCAUAUCUGAACCUUGGAAACAAUGACAUCGGUACAGAGGGGGCGAAAUGGGUCGCAUAUUUGCUUCUGAAGAACAGGCUGAUAAAACACCUGAAUAUAGAAGGAAACAAACUCACGGACAAUGCCGCACCUCACCUUGCUAUGGUGCUUGAACACAACACUAGUUUGAGUAUUUUAGAUCUCAGCCACAACGAGUUCUGCGACAAUGGACCAAAGCUUAUCGCAGCAGCACUUGGACUCAACACGGGUUUGGAAACAUUUCGAAUGAGCUGGAACCACGUCAGAGGAAAAGGAGCUGUAGCCAUUUGUCAGAGUUUGAAGUACAACGAGACCCUGAAACUGCUGGACGUAUCCAUGAAUGGAUUCGGGUACGAAGGUUCUGUCGCCAUGGCAGAGGCUCUCAAGGUCAACAUUUCCCUCCGAGAGUUGGACAUGUCCUCUAACCGGAUCACAUGGAAGGGAGCUCUCAUCAUAUCCGGGGGUCUGAAAGAUAAUAAUGGCCUUGAGAUACUGAGGCUUGGAAAGAACCCAUUGUCCACGACCGGAUGUAUGGAUAUCACAGAGGCUAUAACGUAUCCUGACUGUAACGUAAAGUUCCUGGAUCUAACAGGUGUCUCUAUCCUGGCCGAGAACGAGGUUCUUGCUGAUGCGAUCAGGAUGAGGAAGGAUUUCCGGUUUCUCCACGGAGGGAUAGUCCUGACUCCAGAUGUUUUGGGAGAGCGAAUAGCCCGGAAGAAGGACCAUAUGGAGAUAUUGAUGGAGUACAUGAGGAAGACAUGCAUCAGGCCAAUCGAAAUCAUCCGAGACUACGACAAGACGGUCAACUUUAAAGUAGCACAAGACAACUUUGUCGAAAGACUUGUGCGUGCGAAUGUACCUCUCCACAGGUUUGAGAUGAGAGCCCUCGCCAGAGCAAUAAUUGAGAACGAUAACAUCCAAAACAAAGACAAGAUCGAUUACAUGAAACUAGUUGAGUCUGUCACUGAGCAAAUACUACAGGACAGAAUCCGCAUUAAAAGUGAAAAACGUGAGGUGCGAAAGACCAAACAGCAUCACAAAAGGAUUCUGGCAAGUGGACUGCCACAGGUACUUUACGACCGUGGUGAGGGAAGAGACAGUAAACAACGCAGCUCCAGAACAAGCGGUACCCCAUCGAUGAGCGCAAUAAACUUCAGCCGCCUUGACCUUGGUACUAUUUCCUGUACGUCACUACCUAGUGUACCCGACGUCAACAGAAACAUCCAAUCAUUUGAGAGCUCUUUGAUUUUUGGCCCAAAGAACGUCGUAAAUACACACGUUCCAAAACCAAGAGUGAUAUCAAUGUGUGCCGACCUUGGUGAUCAAGGUAAAAAGAAGAAGAAAAAGAAGUCUAAGUUGGUCCGUAAAAAGAAGUCUAAAUCGAAAACACACGUAGAAACAUGGAUCUCCAGAUCAAAGUAAUGUCACCAAAAGCUGCCUGAAAUGGGAUCCGGAAUGAAAAGAUAAAUGCAAUAUUUACACUAGUAUGCGCGAGUGUUUUCUUGUUAUCGUUCGACACAACUGCAUAUACAUGUAACAAAAUCCUAGCCACAUCAUAGCGGGGGACAGAAGUAAGGCGUCCACACUUUGGAUCGUUUUGGGUGUGAAUGCACGGUUGAUUUUUUACCGUAGCGUUGGACAUGCUAAGCCUUUUCGCAAAUGCCUGGUGUCCACUGAUAUUCUUUCCACCGCUAUUUUGCCUUACGCCAAAUGGAUUCAAGACUGAUUGUUUUCUGGCUUUGACGUUAUAAAUUUUACAUUCUGGUGUGUAAAGAAAGUGUUUGUGCAGUAUUGUUUAUUGCCUUGAGUUACUACCCAGGGUUCUACUUUGUUGUUGUUCCUGAAAGACCAUUAAUCAUCAAAGUGUGCAAAUCCAACUUUCUGUGACCACUUUGACCACAGUGACAGUGACACCAAUUAGACCGUUCUACAGGUUGACAACACCAACUGAACCUUCCAGUUAUGCAAAUGUUACCAGAAGCUUCAGUACUGGAUUUGGGGCUUUACGAGCAUUUCGUGUUCGUUAUCAUCAUCCCAUGGUGUAUUGGUUGCAUCACCUGAAAAGCAGUUGUUUUUUUGUAAUAUUUACGAGUCAUAUAGGUAUUCUCAUCAACACUGUCCACUGUAAUCCAGUACAUGUUACUGGCAAACCAGUUAUCAUGAUAACGGCGAACCAUACCCAACCAUACCAUCAUGGACCCGUGAAGAUCCGAUGUAGAAGAGGUCUUUAGCAACCCAUGCUUGCCGUAAAAGGCGACUAUGCUUGUCG
Molecule: messenger RNA, 3350 nt
Organism: Haliotis rufescens (red abalone)
Lineage: Eukaryota; Metazoa; Mollusca; Gastropoda; Lepetellida; Haliotidae
Product: leucine-rich repeat-containing protein 74A-like
Exons: 13
Coding region: 584-2503 (639 amino acids)
Molecular function (GO): protein binding
Source: RefSeq, a predicted model, not a curated record